Messenger RNA from Ictalurus furcatus (blue catfish), 3463 nucleotides. RefSeq names its product leucine rich repeat and fibronectin type III domain containing 4a (gene lrfn4a). Lineage: Eukaryota; Metazoa; Chordata; Actinopteri; Siluriformes; Ictaluridae. The transcript has 4 exons. Bases 634 to 3291 code for a protein of 885 amino acids. The record is from RefSeq and is a predicted model, not a curated record. Gene Ontology annotation, molecular function: protein binding.
GUAUAAGGUGGAGAGCUGACAGAGGGGUAAUGUUCCAGUUCUCUGGAGAGGACUAGGUCUCUCUUGGGAGGAUAUAAAGAGCAAUGAAAAGUAACCAACCCGACGGGACCAACUACAGCCCAUCUGUAGCUGGGGAGAGGUCUCAAUAAUGCUACAAAAAAAUGUGCAGCCUUGUGCAGUGAUAUGGGAAUUCUCACACAGAUGGAGAAAAUUGUACCUUGAAUAUAUGAAUGAAUAAAAAAAAAUAAAAAAAUAAAAAAACACCCCCACACACAAGGAAUAAUGAAUGGCAAUAAUGAGCCGUGCCUAUACAUACAAGCUGUAUGUAAAUGCUAUGGAUAUUUCGGAGGACAACAUGGGGAAAUGGACGUCAUGGGAAAAAAUGUCUCAGUCACCAGUUAAUUGGUUAGAUCAUCUCCGGGACUGAAGAAGCAUGGACGUAAUGAAAUUCAAGAAGUGAAAAAAAUAAAAAAUAAAAUAAAUCAAUGCUUUCAGUUUGGCCUACACCACUGUGUCCCUGGGAUUUUCCUUUUACAUAUCUAUGAGACAUCUUGUGGAAAAGAAUGGGCAAGGGAUCAUUUUAAAUGUUAAAACACCACAGACUUCUCAGGUCUGUGGAUAAAUAAAUUUAUCAUGCCAAGUCCAGGACUACUGUGCAUACCCAGAAUAAAGGAUCUACCACUGAAACAGCUGCAUGAGAAAAAAUGCAUUGGCCCCAAAAAAGCAGAUUCCUGUCUUAUAAGCCCUUGGUCUUUCCUCUGGUUAGGCCUAGUGAAUUAUAUCCUGCUAGGCUGCUGUCCAGGUGUGUUUGCAGGAGAGACAUGGGGAAUGGUCUCCAUCUGCCCCUUCCAUUGCGUGUGUCGGAACUUAUCAGAGUCUCUAAGCACGCUCUGCGUUAAUAAAGGACUGCUCUUUGUCCCACCCAAUAUUGACCGCCGCACUGUGGAGCUCCGUCUUGCAGACAACUACAUCCUGGAGGUCGGCAGACCCGACUUUGCCAACAUGACUGGAUUAGUGGAUCUGACCCUGUCUCGUAACACUAUACAUGCUCUGCGCCCACUGGCGUUUGGAGACUUGGAAAGCCUGCGGUCGCUUCACCUGGACACUAAUCGGUUGACUGUAGUGGGACCACAGGAUCUAACAGGCCUUCUCAACCUUCAGCAUCUCUUCAUAAACAACAACCAGCUUACAGAUAUCUCAGCUGAUGCCUUUGAUGACUUCCUGCUAACACUGGAAGACCUGGACCUGUCCUACAACAACCUUCGCAGGGUUCCCUGGGAAGCCAUCCAGAACAUGGCCAGCCUAAGCACCCUCAACUUGGAUCAUAACCUCAUAGACCAGAUUGCUGAGGGCUCUUUCAGUGAGCUCUACAAGCUCUCUCGUUUGGAUAUGACCUCAAACAGGCUCCAGACCCUUCCCCCUGAUCCCCUGUUUUCUCGCUCACAAAUUGGGGUAGUCAGCCCAACACCCUACAACGCAAUCAUCAGCCUGAAUUUUGGUGGAAACCCUCUGCAUUGUAACUGCGAGCUGUUGUGGCUGCGGAGGCUGAUCCGUGAGGAUGAUAUGGAGACCUGCGCCACACCCGCACACCUUGCUGGACGUUACUUCUGGUCCAUCCCAGAGGAAGAGUUCAUAUGUGAGCCUCCUCUAAUCACCCGCAACACCAACAAACUGUGGGUCCUAGAGGGGCAGAGGGCCAUGCUUAAGUGCCGUGCAAUUGGUGACCCUGAGCCAGUCAUCCACUGGGUAUCCCCAGAUGACCGGAUUGUGGCCAACUCCAGCCGCAUACACUCAUAUUACAACGGGACCCUGGAUUUUCUGGUAACACGUGCCAGAGAUGAUGGAGCUUAUACGUGCAUCGCUAUCAAUGCAGCUGGCGAGUCCACUGCCCAGGUGGAGUUGAAAAUCAUCCCACUGCCUCACAGAGGAAAUGGAACAGUCCCACUUUUUAACCCCCGAGACCCUGGUACCUCAGAUAUGAGUCAUGGAAGGGGAGGGGCUAUAGGAGGGAUGGUAACAGUGAGGAAUGUGACUGGAGAUGAAGGGGAGGAUGGAACAAGCAGUAGUAGCACUGGAACUGAGCAAUUGGUUGGAGUGCGGGAAGUGACCUCCAACUCUGCUCAGGUGCACUGGUUUAUGGGCAGAACUUCAACACCUUACUUAGUGUGGAUGUACCAGAUUCAGUACAAUAGCACAGCUGAUGAUGCCCUUGUGUACAGAAUUCUGCCACCUACCAGUAGUAGUUUCAUGCUGAAAAAUCUAGUCUCAAGCGCAGACUUCAGCCUGUGUGUUUUGGCCAUCUUUGACGACGGCAUCUCCACCUUGGCCACCACGAAAGUGUUGGGUUGCACCCAGUUCAGCACUAAAGAGGAUUAUCCAGAAUGCCGCUCUCUGCAGGCUCACUUCCUCGGUGGCACGCUGACAGUGAUGGUAGGUGGGGUGGUGGUGGUAACAUUGCUGGUCUUCACCGUGGCUAUGAUGAUGAGACACAGAGUGUGCGGUGAUUGUCAAGACCAUGUCGGGCAGUCAGGAGAGUUCCUGCCAGCCAAAGGGGUGGAUGUUUACGCUCAGACUAACGGAAAUAACAGCAUGAUGAUGGUGGCGUUGCCAAACAGGUUGUUGGCCCAGCAAACAAGUGCAGUUCAGGCCAAAGCCAAACAUAAGGAGCACAUGCUGGUCAAACUGAGCAACGAGCCCCACUGCAGUCAGGGCUCAGACAUGGACGUGGUGAGGCACAAGCCCAAUGCCUCUUUCAUACCAGAGAGUGAUAAAGUGACAUUCUACUACUCCCCAGCCAAAAGUGCACACACUUUGCCCCACCCGGCACAUAAAGCUAUGAUGCAUGACAGCAAGCUGAAGCUGCGGCGGUCUCUAGAAAGAGAAAAUGACAAAGACAUGAUGCAAGGUGUAAAACAAUCUUUAGCCUCACUGGCCCUCACUCAGACAGGGCAGGUGGGAGAGGAAAGGAGUUCAAAUUGGCCUGGAGAGAGGUGUGUUCUAGGGACCAGACGCAGCUGCUCUUUUGAUGCAGGUGACAUCGCCACCACCACAUGUUACAGCUACGCCAAGCGGCUGAGUGUCAUCUGGACCCGCCGCAGUCAGUCGCUGCACAGCAUGCUGGUCCAUUGCGCGUCCACCACCAGCACUUCCAGCACAGUGAGCGAGCAGUAUAGCCACGUACUGGUGCAUGGAUAUUUGCACGCAUAUGCCUCCAACAACUCAAACUCCAACUCAAAUUCAAACUGUAGCAUGGACGCCAAUCCAGGAGACCUGGAGGAAAGCGUGGUGUAAUGACUGAUGUAAGAAAAGCAAGACUGAAAGAUUAAGCUGGUGGAAAACUAUGUUCAGCAUGUGCCAAGCUAAUAAAUGUGCCACCCAAAACACAGAAAAAGUCAAUGUUCUCAUGCAAUGGAAGGAAGGAAAGCAAAAAAACCUUUAAAAAAAUUUUAAUAAAUAUAUAAAA